Messenger RNA from Poecilia latipinna (sailfin molly), 4322 nucleotides. RefSeq lists its product as uncharacterized. The record is from RefSeq and is a predicted model, not a curated record. Bases 833 to 3328 code for a protein of 831 amino acids. NCBI's taxonomy places the organism in Eukaryota, Metazoa, Chordata, Actinopteri, Cyprinodontiformes, Poeciliidae. The transcript is spliced from 4 exons.
ACAGGUUUCAAAAGAAAAUAAAAACGGAAGUAUAAGAAAUAGCACCCCCUUCACUUCCGGAUUGCAAUGGUCCUAUUUCCAAAUAAGCUAUGAGACUGACAGUGGUCUGUCCCCGCCCAUUUCUGUUUUCUGCAGCGAGGUCCUUCUCAAGUCGCGUGACCUCAGUCUAACUCAUGUUUGUGGAUUUGCCCGGCGGGCAUUUUGGAAAACCUUGCUCGAAGUUCAUCAGCCGAAAAAACAGGAAGUAACUUUCAACUUGAGAGCAACUGUACGCCUUCAGCAGGGACCAGCAGAACGAACAAGUCAAGUGCUUCCUAGAAAUGUGGGUGUUCCUUCGGCCAAAAGAUGAUUCAUGAUCCUCUGUAAAAUUACAAACUGCUACAACCAAGGAAUGACAUUUUGUCAUUAUGUACUGAAGAUUACAGAAGCUCAUCUUUCUACUUAGAAUCAACUGGACUUGGCACAAUCAUAACAGAAAAUCUCAGGAAAACAAAGACCUACCGAUUUCACUAAAGAUCAAAGCAAGCACUACAUUCCUUGACUCAAACCAUGGAGAGGCUUACUCUUUAAAAUAAGGAUAAGAGCCAGAAUUUCCAUUUGGGUGACUUUGCAAUUUGGACCACUCCCAGAGAAAACAGUCCCUACAUGUAUGGUGGACAAGAAGGGACAAACUCAACUGAAUGGGCCUUCAGUUUUUGGUGUGUUUUAGUGUCUCUAAGGAAGAACUACGUCGAGGCUCAACAAAGGAUACCUUGAACAAUUUAGUGACGGAGUCUCCCCAUUCAGACCAAUAUUAAUUUCACACCAAUGUUUUAGUUUUAUAAGAAACGUUAUGGACGAUUCUCAAAGCUUCUAUCAGAAAAUGUUCUUACAUUCAUCUCUUCAUUGUCAACCAUCCACUGUCGGUGCCUUUACAGACAAUAUACUGACAAAUGACCAAAUAUGUGAAUGGAUUGCUUCCACGGUUUCCGAAUUUAGGUACGCAAGAGAACAUGGUGUGUUCACCAACAGAACCUGUGAGCAAUGCGACACUCUGCUCCAACCUGAAACCAGCACGUCACCUCCCACCUUGGUAGUCAGCCACCCCCAGGCCUCCAUCUCUGAUAAAGACGAUGAGCACAAGCAAAGUUCUAACCUAACUGUUUCUCAGCGGGGCUCCCUCACAGUUGGUCAGUCACCUGAAGAAGACGGUUUGAGGACAACUACAAAAUCAAGUUCCGAGAAGAAAGAACACUCACAGAUCCUGUCAGAAAUCUCCAGCACCCAUGGGAAGAAGGAUGAACAGAAUCCUGUCGUUAACACUACCAUUGACGCCUUUAUCAGUGAUAAACUGAUAAAGGAGUCCAGUCGAACAGUGGAUGGCAAUUCAUCAGAUAAAGACUCCAUGUUUCGGUUAGAUGGCAGCAGGACUUUAGAUGACAAAGACGGAAAAAGUGAAGUUUGUCAGCAGCAAAAGGGGAAUGAAGUCAAAGAGGGGAGAGUAGUAGCUGCCUCGAGGUCAAGUACAACCAAAGAGUCCAGGAAAGCUGGUAAAACUGAAACUGAUAGAGCAGGCUCAACGAGUUCACGCCAACAGAACUCAACCAAUGUAUUGGACAAAAGGUUCCAGCAAACCAAACCUAACCAUCCAGCACAAAGCAACACAAAUGGAACACCAAAUUUUCCAAUUCUAACUGAUCCUCUGUAUCAUGAUAAUUCAGAUGUGCUGAGGGUAGCGCAAUAUGAAGACGUAAGUGAAGAUGAGAAUCAGGACAGUGGGAAGAUGAGCUCUACCCCACCUGUUGUGUCUGAGGCCUUCAGUAAAACAUUAGAGAAUGUGCAGAUUUACGAUUCUCCCAAUACACCCACACUCGAUGAAAUAACAGAUGUCCAUUCUCCGUAUUCUGUUGAAACUGCUGAUGAGUCAGAACAUAACUUGUGUAUUGAGAGAGAUCUUGGAGGGCAGACAAACCACUUCUAUGAGGAAUUUGAAUUUGAAGAGUCUGAUGAGGAGAGUGAUGUUGAGUUUGAAGUGGUACCUGUAAUAAUGUCAGACCUUAACCCUGAACCGGUGGAAGAGGAGCCUGCUUUAGGAAAAGUGAUACAACAUGACGGUGAUCAUGAAAACCAAAUACACCAGCAUGGUGUAAGUACAAGACAAAGUUGUGCUCCAAAGCCGGUACCAGCAUCUGCAUUUUCCAAGAUGGCCAUCUUUGACACGCCAGACGAUCAAGAACAGGCCAUUAGAUGUGGUCAGGUUUCCUUUGUCGCACUCCCCUGUGGCAGCCCUGAGUCAACAUCAGGACAAGGUGAGGACAGUUGUCCCACUGAGGACAGUUGUUCUUAUUCAUCUGGUCCUGAGUGCAACUAUAUGACUGUGUCCAAGGAGCUAUACAAGAGCAUAUCAUCUGCCCAAAGAAAGACUGACCACUGCGUCCCCGAAAACAGGGAGGAUGUGCAAGUGCCUCCAGAUGAUGGUAUAAUUGACAACAUGGCUUUGGAUGCGGAAGAUGACCACUGCGAGUCAGAGAUGAAGAAACAGUCUCAACCUUCAGAGAACUCUAAACAAAAUUAUGAAAGUGUUGUGAUUAUUUUGUCUGACUCAGAUGAAGAAGGUAGGGAAAAUCACAAUAUGGCAAAGAUGGCUUCGACUGCAACUUCAGUAGACUGUGGCAGAGGUUCUUCGAACACAGCAACUCCUGAAGUAGCAAGAUUGGACAAGAACCAAAAGAGCAGUAGGUCAAGAGUGAGUUGCCAACAGUCUGACAGUGAAGAUCCGACAAGAGAGGUUAUCUCAGUGGAAGCAGAGGACAGUGACGACUUCUCAAAUACAUGUGUAAAUGUUUUGGUUCCUGAAAGGAAAAAACAGAGAACAGCCUUUAGCCAUCCCAGACUUUUAUCAGAGGCAGAAGUCACUAAAAACGUAUACAUAAUUGAUCGCAUGAUUUUUAAAGAAUCUAAAACUGGUGAGCCGGCUACACUUGUCAGGGUACCCAGAGACCCCAGGCAAGGACCACGUGAAUCCAUGUCAAUGGCAAAGUCUUCAUUUACAGAGGGGGAUGGGAUUAGAGAGCAACCUGACAAACCUGCCUCCAUCCCCACUAGAACUCAUGUAGAAGCCCACAGGAACUCCCAUAGACGCAUCAUGCAUGCUUCACCGUCUCCCUCCUCUGCGAUGGAUCAUUGCUUCACUCCUGCAAUGUUUCCGUCAUCUUCAGCUCCUGUUCAGUCAAUGCAAGUCGUCAGCCAUGCAAGGAGAAAAGUGUUUAGAACCUGGAAAGAUCAGCAUGUCCCUCUGCGCAGGGAGAAAAAACACAAGAGGGCAAAUGCCAUCAGACAUCCUCGCUAGAUGGUUUGUCAGCAGCUCAGAUGCCAAUGGUUUUUCCCAGGCUAUGAUGAUCACUGAGAAUUCCAUUUGUUCAUUUACAUUUUAUUCAUAAUUCUAUUAAACAGUAAAAUAUGUAUAAAGUAUCACAUUCUAGAUGUUAUAAAUAUAUCUUACUGUCUUACUUCCAGUAUUGCACCUCAUUGUUUUUUUGGGACAAAUGUAAAUUUGAAAUGCCACAUCUGAGUGUUUUAUCAACCUCAUGUUGUACUGAACAUUUGACUUAAAUCCUGACUGCUCACCUACACCUAGUUUUGUUCUUUUUCUCAAGUGUAGCGCUGACUUCAAAAUUAAACUUUAUAUGCCUUCGGAGCUGUAUCACUGCUGUUUGUAUUUCACCACAGGGUAAGCUGGCAUGAAGGUUUUAUUUCUAUAUGAUACAUUACGAAGUAAGGUUUAUUUCAUGUUUUUUUUCCACAGUUAAAUACAGCAAAGCAAAGUAACUGAAACCUGGAGGAGAGUAAAGUUUUUUGCUGAGAAAUGAAGUCCGACUAAGCAGUCUGUUUGUGUACUGGGCAAUCAAUAUCUGCACUUGCUGCUUUUGUUUUUGAUACGUUAGGACUGGUAUGGAGAAAAUCAACCUGUGAUUGGGUCGUUUCCAAGUUAUCCUCUUCCUCUGCAAUGCAGUCAUAUAUCAGGGUCUGUAUUUUCAACUUUUCUCAGUCCUCUCAGAGCUCCUGUCUUCGCUAAAUGGUUCUGUCAAGGAGUCUUAGCUUGGAAUGACAGCAUUUAUUAACUUUGAGAGGUGUGGUUGACCCUGUUCCAAUGUAUGGGUGGACCUCAUUGCUAAGUGUGAUGCUCUUCAAGAGACUGGUUGAUCUACUUGAUUAAUGGGGCAUUACUACCACCAACUGGUAAGAAAUGUGGACCAAAUGUAAGCCCCUACCUCCUUGUAGGGGUAGGGGCUACAAAAAAAAAAAAAAAGAAAUCACACUAUUAAAAUUACACUCUUAAAAAU